CAGUUUCAGCUUAUUUCCGAGUGCUACGGGUUUCCUCUGCGUUUCUAAACAUCCAUACUAGUUGUCCCCUGCCAAGAGGCAGCUACGGGAUAUGUCGAGAGGCGGGGACCUCUCUCUUUCCACCUAAAUCCUCCCCAAGUUGGGACCCUGCUGACGUGCUAUGACAUGAAGCAGGACCACAGUUGUGGACAUUACUGAAGUUGGAAGGUUGUGUUGACCUUUCUGUAUUUCUCAGCUGAACUGAGCAUAUACCUUGCCCAAGACAGUGGGCUAGCUAUCCUGCUGUUUGUUCUCCCCUUGACCAGACGUUAAACACAGCAACCAUCAUGCAGAGUUCAUCGCUUCGCCGGCAGAUGAAAAACAUGGUCAACAACUACACAGAGUCAGAGAUCAAGGUCCGAGAGGCCACCUCCAAUGACCCCUGGGGACCCUCUACCUCCCUCAUGUCUGAAAUAGCAGACUUGACCUACAAUGUGGUGGCCUUUACUGAAGUCAUGGGAAUUAUUUUGAAGAGGCUGAACGAUCACGGCAAAAAUUGGCGCCAUGUUUACAAAGCACUCACGUUACUAGACUACCUGGUCAAAAUGGGCUCUGAGCGUGUGGCCAAAUCAUGCCGGGACAACAUAUUCACCAUUCAGACGCUUAAAGACUUCCAGUACGUUGACCGAGAUGGACAUGACCACGGUAUCCAUGUCCGAGAGAAGGCUAAGCAACUGGUGGCUCUGUUAAAGGAUGACACGAAGCUAAAGAGCGAGAGGAACCAGGUACAGAAGACUAAAUCACGGGUGGGGAGAGGCAGCGCUGGAUACAAGGGAAGCCACAGUGGGGAUGAUUUCAACAGAUGCAAAGGAUCACCAUAUCUCAGCUCCUCCCUUGUAGCAUCCCCUUCAUCUCGACUUGGCCCAGACCUCGAACAAGCCAUUCCAGCAUCUACUGGAGAAGAGGAGCUGCAGCUGCAGCUGGUUCUGGCUAUGAGCCGAGAAGAAAGUGAAAAGCCACCUCCCACAGUGGACAUUGAUGAACAUACUCAGCUUCAGAUCGCAAUGAAACUCAGCAAAGAGGAGGCCAAGAAGCCAGUCAAACGUGCACCUGCUCCCGCCCUGGAAAUAGACGAGGACGCCCAGCUCCAAUUAGCCCUGAGCCUGAGCAAGGAGGAACACCAGCAGGAGCAGCUCACUCGCCAAGGAGAUGAUUCUGAUCUCCAAAAAGCUCUGGAGGAGAGCAAACGUGAAAUGCAGGGAAAAGGCGGGACGGCCUUCAUGGACCUGGUUGAUAUUUUUGCGGUACCUGCAGAUGCACCUCCCAGGGAGAUUUGCUGGAGUAAUGCUACACACCAGGCAGCAGCUGGGGCUAAGGCUACAGACCCCAGGGACUCCCUGGACUACGUCCCAAGAGCUGAUUCUCCCUGGAUGGUGCCACCUUCCCACAGCCCCCCACCACCGUGGGAACCUCCAGCGUACCCCUGGAAUGCCCUGCAAGAUGUCUCCCACCCCAAAGCCCAGGACUGGACAGCUGAUGGGAAUCUGUUUGAUGAAGCAAUGGAUGGUGGUCCAGUGGGUGUUAAUGGUCGAGAUGAGGACGUCUCUGACCUCUUCGACAUGUCCGGUCUCAGAGACAGCCUUGCCAACACUAAGCCUCGGAGAUGCAGGACACCUGAGUCCUUCCUCGGGCCAACAGCUGCUUCCUUGGUAGACCUAGAUGCGCUGAUUCCCACAAAUCCAUUUUUAGCAGGUCUCAGUGCUCCUUUAGCUGCCAAUCCAUUCCAAACGGAGCAGCCGAAAGUCAGCCUGAAUGAGAUGAGCUCUAGUUUCACCUCUCCAGCUCCCCAAAGCAACUCCCUGCCAUACAGCGCCUCACUGCCCCUGCCUACAAGCCAACAGUGUGCCACCAUUCCUUCGUCACUCACUCACCCCACUCCGCCUGGUCUGGAACUGCCAGUGAAGCUCCCCGAGCCUUUGUUGCCCUUCUCCUCAGCCAGUAAUGAGGAAAUACAAGCCGAACAAAUCAACGUGAACCCAUUCUUAUAAGGACCACCCCAACUGGAAAAAUAUGGGCUAGAAGAAAGAGGAAUGCUAUUAGUUUAUGCUCUUGGAAUAACACUGAUUUUGCAAACCAAAACUGCAGCCCUAAAGACUUGUAUGAGAAGCCUAUUAUUAAUGGUUUUUAUUUUGUAUAAAACAGUAAUCCUUAUAUUCGCACAAGCUAGUUCUACUCCUCACAACGACCAAUGAAAGCUGUUGAACUGUUACUAAUGAGUUACAAAUUCAAACGAAACAGAAGCACACUUUAAUAUUACGUUGUACCGAUCAAAGGCCUCCGAAGUCUCGCAACGGGCAUCAUGACAACCUGUUCAGCGCCUGAAACGCUCCUGCAUCAAUUCAUUUAACCGAUGUUGCUUCUGUAGACCACUAUUGACUGGUUUAUUCAAUGCAUAUAUAAUUUGAAAAUAACUGUGGAAUGAAAUUACACUUUGUGCUUUGGAUUUCCAAUAUGCAAGAUAGCAUCUGGAAUGUAAAACCAUUUGCAUGUGAAAUACUAACUCAUCAAUUACAGCAACAGAAACUACAGCCAUUUUCUGCAUGGAGAAUUAUUUAGCCUUUUCUUCUCAUCUCCUCUGUUAUCAUCAGUAUAUUUAAUUAGAAAAUAAUCGCCCAAAGUAAAAAAAGCAACAUAAAACAGCUGUUUGAUUCUUUGCUUUAUAUUUACUGGAUAAAAUCUUGAGAAGAGUUACACAAAUAAAUCAAAAUGUACUGAAUUGGUAACAACAGUUUAAUUAAAUAAAGCAUUCCAGACACCAAUGAAGGAAAUAAAUACAAAAUCACAUAUAAUGGCAAAAAAUAUACAAACAUUUAUGCUCUGCCCCAACACUGAUAAUGGUGUGAAAAACUGUUUGCCACAGAAAUGGGUGUGCCUUAGUAAAUUAAAAUGUCACUGAAAAGGUCAUAUAUUUUAGUAAUUACAAUAAAAAAAGAAACAUGUAGAUUUAUUAAACACGUAUUUAUGUAUUUCAGCCUUAUUUCUCUGGUUUAUUUUGAUGCUUAUAACUUACAGCUAAUGAAAACCCAAAUAAAAAACAACUUUAAAUACAGAAAUGUUAUGUCAUGACCAUGUUAUAGCCUACAAAAGAAUCAUGAGGUAGACUGCUGAUUUGAAAGUUUUCCAAAAGACAGUCAAUGACACUCCUCAACAGGAGGAUAAGUCACAAAAGAUCCUUGCUAAAGAGGUUGGUUGUGCACAGAGUGAUAUAUGCAAGUAUAUUGUUGGAAAGUUGAGUGGAAGGAAAAAGAUCCCAAAGUAUUGAGCCACACUUAAACAUUUUUUUAAUUGUUAUAUUAUGUUGGAUUUGCAUUAGCUCUAAGGAAUUAUUAUUGAAAUUUACAAAAAUAAAUGCUUGAAAUCUGCACUAUAUGAGGUUUUUUUUAAUUGACCUACUAAAUAAUCCACUUUUCAAUGAGAUUCAAUUUAUUGAGCUGCACCUGUAUGGCUUUUUAAUAGUUUUACAGCCACUUGAGCACCAUCCUCCACCUGAUAAUUCUUGCCACACACAAUAUUGUGUUUUUAAUCCAAGCUCUUAAGUUUGCAGGUAAGAAAAACUUAUUGUAAAGGCAGAUCUCAGUGGCCUUAAGAGGUCUCCUUGGAUUUAACCCAAUAAUAAUCCACAGCCAGUUUUAAAUCAGUCCAUUUUUUUCUCAAUAACCCUUUUUUGUAUUUCAUGUGUGAUUUAGGUCAUUGUUCUGCUGAAAGAACUUAACCAGAACCUAAUUUUAGUGAUACAUUUCCCUUUUUGCACUCUUUUAUCAACACUUAAGAAAUUAUCCAUUCUUAGGUCUAAGCACAGCUAUAUGUAACUCUGCACUUUUCACAGUGGGCUUCAUUUUCUUGCCUAUAAAUAAAUAUGAAAAGUUGUA
Messenger RNA from Girardinichthys multiradiatus, 3908 nucleotides. RefSeq names its product epsin-1-like. Gene Ontology annotation, cellular component: clathrin vesicle coat; plasma membrane; endosome. The record is from RefSeq and is a predicted model, not a curated record. The transcript has 10 exons. The coding region runs from base 327 to 2027 and encodes 566 amino acids. Gene Ontology annotation, biological process: endocytosis. NCBI's taxonomy places the organism in Eukaryota, Metazoa, Chordata, Actinopteri, Cyprinodontiformes, Goodeidae. Gene Ontology annotation, molecular function: phospholipid binding; clathrin binding.